AUGAAGAGGAGUGACAGUGCUGAGGGACACCACGGGCUGCAGAGCGGCCAUGUCUCACCAGGGAACCACCACACCGUGUCCCAGCCCAUCUCCCAACCCACAACACCACACCACCCCAGCCCAUCUCAACCCAACACCACACCCAGCCCAUCUCAACCCAACACCACACCCAGCCCAUCUGAACCCAACACCACACCCAGCCCAUCUGAACCCAACACCACACCCAGCCCAUCUGAACCCAACACCACACCCAGCCCAUCUCCCCAACACCACACCCAGCCCAUCUCCCCCAACACCACACCCAGCCCAUCUGAACCCAACACCACACCCAGCCCAUCUCCCCCAACACCACACCCAGCCCAUCUCAACCCAACACCACACCCAGCCCAUCUGAACCCAACACCACACCCAGCCCAUCUCCCCCCACACACCUCACACCCAGCCCAUCUCCCCAACACCACACCCAGCCCAUCUCAACCCAACACCACACCCAGCCCAUCUCCCCCCAACACCACACCCAGCCCAUCUCCCCAACACCACACCCAGCCCAUCUCAACCCAACACCACACCCAGCCCAUCUGA
Molecule: messenger RNA, 582 nt
Organism: Alosa alosa (allis shad)
Lineage: Eukaryota; Metazoa; Chordata; Actinopteri; Clupeiformes; Clupeidae
Product: extensin-like
Exons: 2
Coding region: 1-582 (193 amino acids)
Source: RefSeq, a predicted model, not a curated record